Messenger RNA from Dryobates pubescens (Downy woodpecker), 4133 nucleotides. RefSeq names its product platelet and endothelial cell adhesion molecule 1 (gene PECAM1). Gene Ontology annotation, biological process: cell surface receptor signaling pathway. The transcript has 17 exons. NCBI's taxonomy places the organism in Eukaryota, Metazoa, Chordata, Aves, Piciformes, Picidae. Bases 219 to 2471 code for a protein of 750 amino acids. Gene Ontology annotation, molecular function: transmembrane signaling receptor activity. The record is from RefSeq and is a predicted model, not a curated record.
GUUCACCAUUUCCAGUUUCCAGUAAUGGGAACGAUUACUUGAUCGAGCCAGUUGCUGUUGAAGAUCUGGGAGAACUUACAGAUUUUAAUGGCAAAAUUGUACCUGUUUCCAUAAAACAACAGAAAAAGCCAUACCCUGGUUUUGGUACCUGGAGGCAUCACCUCUGAUGAUGAAUAUUGUUUUAUUUUGGAAUUAAGUGUCUGUUCUUCAGGAACGAGAUGUAUCUUGCUCUUCUGGUGAUUUUCUUGCAGUGUUCUGAACUUUCUGCUCAGGAGAGAGUUUUUACUUUCAAUUCAGUUGAAAUCCAGGCUAAGCCCUCUGUCAAAGCAAAGAAUGGAGCUCCUAUGUCAAUUAUCUGCCACGCUGAUAUUAGCAAAAGUACUGAUUUCCAGCUGAAUCAUAACUUUACAAUAUUUAAGAAUGGCAAGCUGGUGUUCAUGACUGUAACAGACAAAGGAGAUGCACAAUAUGAUAUACCUGCAACUAGAUCCUCAGAUACAGGAGAUUAUGAAUGCACUGUGGAAGCAGGCAGAAAGACAAAAUCCAGUAAAUCCUUGCGCGUUCGGGUGACAGGAAUGACCAAACCAAUCCUGACUGCUGAGAAAAAAGAAGUUUUAGAGGGUGAAGUUGUGAAAUUACGUUGUGAGCUGCCAGAAGAAGAACCUCCUUUACAUUUCUUUUUCCAGAAGAUAAAGAUGAACUCGACGCCCAAGGAAAAACAUGUGUUUGAGGCACGCAGAAAUUUUUCUGUGGUGGAGUUUUCUGUUGAAGAGGGAGAUAAUAUUUUACAAUUUGAUUGCUUUGGUGGGAGAUAUGUAAAUUUCGAAUUCGAAAAGUCAGAACACAGCAACAAAACACUUGUUACAGUUAGGGAACCAUUUAUAAAGCCUACUCUGAGUGCCAGACCUUCAAGUAAUAUUACAGAAGGAGACAGAAUACAGUUUGAAUGCUCGACAGUGGUGGCUUGGAUGCGUGACAUUGAAAUCAUACUCCAGAAAAACAGAACGAUCCUGAAGAGUGUACGAGAUGAGAAACAUCUGAAAUACUCCACUGUAGCUACUUUAGAGGACAGUGGUGAAUACCUGUGUAAGGUGGAGCAAGGGAGAGCAUCUAAAACCAACAAACUGAAUGUUGUUGUGUCAGAGUUGUUCCCCAAGCCAAUAUUAGUUGCUUCUAUGAAGAACCUGGAUGAAAAUAAAGAACUCACCCUCAGCUGCAGCAUCAACGGCUUUCGCAAAGCUAACUUCUCUGUGUUCCGCAAAAAUUCAAAUGGAGACAUCUGGCUGAAAAAUUCUAGAAACUUAACAAUGAGAGUUAGUGUGAAUGAUACUGGAUCUUAUUUUUGUAAAGCUGAAGUAAAAGGAAUAGUCAAGGAGAGCAAACCUGUAGGGAUUAAUGUUUUUGCUCCGGUCUCCAAGCCAACUCUUUCUGUUGUUGGUGGUUUACCUGAGGUGGUGCUGGGGAAGACUCUGCAGUUAAUCUGUCGCUCGGCCACAGGAACACCGCCAAUAACAUUCACAUUCUACAAAGGAAGCGAAAUUAAGGCAACAGUUAUUAAUGACACGUAUGCUACCUUCUUGGAUGAAAAUAUUAGGCAAGACGACAAAAGAGGAUACAAGUGUGAAGCUAAAAAUAAUCACAGCAGCGGCAUGAAAACUAGCGAUAUUCUGAAUGUCACAGUAAUAGUACCAAUCAGAAAUGCCAGCUUGGGCAGUAUUCCGUAUGGAGAAGUGGAAGAUGGCAGUGAGACUGCUUUUCUCUGCUCUGUGAAAGAAGGAUCUUGGCCAAUCCACUUCAGGAUUUUUCGAAAAAGUGAUCAUGAAGUUCUUCUGUUUGAGAAGAGUGAGAAUGCAGACAGAGUCAUGUGGCGCAAGAAAGCGAUGAGCAGGCAGGACACAGGGACCUAUUACUGCAUGGCUUCCAAUCGAGCUAAUGUGGAUGUGAAAAGCCAGCCCAUAACCAUCAGCGUCAUCUUAGCAUCAUGGCAGAAAGGGAUCAUUGCUGCAUUUGUCCUGCUCCCUCUGGCUGGAGCAGCAGCACUCACUCUCUGGUGGUUCUUGUGCAAGAAGAAAAAGGCUAAAGGACCAUCUCUGGAGAUGUCUGGUUCUGCCUUGGCUACAAAUUUGACAAGUGAAAAACUGACAAGACAGCACAAUGAUGGAGACUACUAUUCAGGAUCAGGUUACAUUGAAGACAGUGAAAAUCACAUGAAAUCAACAGAUGAGAGUAAAGGACCUGACCUUGAGAGUGCUGAGGUGGAGUACACUGAAGUCGAAGUAUCAACGCUUGACCCUCACAGAGCUAAAGUACAGGACUCUGCACCCAGAAACGUGAAUUUUCUUUCCAGUUUCAUGCAGAGAGCUCCUGCACAGAAGGGGACUGAAACAGUUUAUAGUGAAAUCAGAAAAGCUAAUCAUGAUUCUGUGGAAAACAGGCAUUCUAGAAUACAAGGCCAUCUUGAUACUACUUAGAACAGUCAUCUCAAAGAUCAGCUGGGAGAAGUCAAGAAGCCAAGAUGGAAGAUGUUGCAAAUGUUUCAAAAGCUCUGCAGCACUUAUUUAUGAGUUUUCCAGGCUCUUCUUUCAAAAUUAAUUUCCUUAAGGGGAAAAAUAGAGAUGUUCCUGAAGCAUUUAAUGGAAAAAAAAUACAAAUAAAAAUUCUCAUAGGAAAGUGGCUCUAGGAACCACUGCCCUAGGUUCUCAUCUUUAAUUUCUCCUGCUGAUGCAAUUUUGCUUUUCCAAUUCAUCACGCUCUGAGGAAAUAAAAGGGGAAGCUACAUCUGAGGAAUAACAUUUCGACAAUGCAGAAGCUACUGUGAUGGCAGUAGGAUACAGAAAUAUCUAAGCUUGCUUUGAACUAGCUAACUUGGUUAUCAGUAACACUCUGCUGUGGCAGAACAGAGCUCAGCACAGCUUGGCCAACCACAUAGGUGCUCUGACCUGAUCCUCCGGCUGGUGCUGAACUCCCUGUGCUGCAGCAGCUGGACUGCUACCAGUCUUGGAGACAGAUAACUUAUAGCUCACUUGGAUGUGACACUGCAGUGAGAGCCCAAUGGAGGAGUGAGCUCUGGGCUCUCUACAAACUUGAAUAACUGUUCAGAGAGUCAGUACUUUACCAAGUGCUUCUAUCCAUAGAGGCACAAAUACUCCUCAUUCUUUGCUAAAUUGCUUCUCUCCCCUUUAAAAGUUCUGAUGCUGGUUAGUUUGGUGUGAUGGUUCUUCAAAGAAUGGUUGCCCAUCACAGUUAUUUUGGAUGGUGCAAAAUAUAGGUCUUGAGUAGAUGGGUAAACCCAGGUCAGUGAGUUUGUACCUGAAAAUCCUGUUCUGUAUAAUCCUUAUUCCUUUGAUUUUAGGAGAGAUCUGAAGUCAUACUCAUGUCCAGUUUGUCCAGUAUGGAAUUCCAUACCUAUCCCUUUUCUCUGUAGUAUGAUAAACCACUAACAUGGAUCUGGUUUGGACCUGGAUCUAAUCUUUGCUGCCCAUGUUUAUCUCAGUUGCAUUAGUUUAAAAACCAGAACACAAAAUAAACCAGAAAAAUUACUGACCACAGCUCCUUAAUUGCUGGUCUUUGACGCUGCAGUCGCUCUCUUUUCUUACUGCAGAUUAAAUACAAGAUUACCACAGAAAAGAAAGGUUCUCAUUUUACUUAGGAAAUAGUGAAAGAGGCCAUGGAUUUGUAUAUAGAUAAAUAGUUACAGCUUCAAGCAUUGCAUCCAAGGUGCAAAGGCAGCAAGAGAUACAAAGAGGGGUCCAUAUCCUGAUUCCAAAUGUUUAAAUUUUCAAGCUCCAAUUACUGGCUAAUAUCUCUAAUUUAUUGUUCCCUGUGCAAAUGUUGUUUGUAUCAUAAGCCUUUCACAAAUGACUGACUUCACAGCACUCUUCUGUUGACAAAUGUUCUUUCUGGCAUUCCAUGAGUGUUCCAUUAGUGUAAGGGAUGUGAAAAGGUAUUUUAAUAAAGAAACCUCUGAAUUGAACUUUGCACUGGAACUUGCAUGUUUGUAUCAGUGACCACUUGCAAAUGAAUGCCUGCACAAUUGCUUAGUAGUGAUGCACCACAUAGAAACAUUGUGUAUAUUUACAGAUGGAAGAUGUUUCCUCUGCAAGGAGUGAUUCCAGGCGCUUAGAGCUGGUGUC